Messenger RNA from Malaya genurostris, 1081 nucleotides. RefSeq lists its product as uncharacterized. Lineage: Eukaryota; Metazoa; Arthropoda; Insecta; Diptera; Culicidae. The record is from RefSeq and is a predicted model, not a curated record. The transcript has a single exon. The coding region runs from base 345 to 1067 and encodes 240 amino acids. Gene Ontology annotation, molecular function: protein heterodimerization activity; DNA binding; structural constituent of chromatin. Gene Ontology annotation, cellular component: nucleosome.
UGUAAGGGCCGCUAUUGAAUUAUUCUUGCCUUCGCUGUUUGGCGCGAAACUGUCAGUUUUGUAAAAAAUAUUGCAGCCAAACAACAUGAGACAAACUUCAGUUGUGUUAUAACGGCUGUUACUACAGCUUAUCGUUUUUUCGGAUAUUGAACACGGACAUGAAAACCUAAGACUGAAAACCAUUAAUAUUGUCAAAUGUCAACAACUGUAAUGAAACAAAGUCAAAGACGCUCUCGCUUUCGGUAAAGUGUGUUUGUCCUUUCAAGAGCUAAAUCAAUGCUGCAAUAGUGUCAACUAUCAUUAAAUUAUAUUUUAAAUUAGUUGAUGUAAAAGAUUUUAUCAAAAUGGUGCGCAAAAGACAAGCCAAAAAUACCAAGAAGCCCAUCCAAAAAGUUCCUCCGACGUCAUCUUUUGCUGAAUCGAACAUAACAAUGAGCGAUAUGCUUGGAUCAGAAAUCGACUCAGAUAACAAUUAUUCACGAGCAUCUAUGCCUGGUGAUCGUUCGGUUACAGACAUAUCCGUUUCCCAACCGAUAAGAAAACCGUUGGUCGUCACCGGGAGCACAUCUACAGUGCCCAAUACCAGCAAAUCACUAUCGUCAUCGAUCCAAAGUGACCAUUCGAAUGCGGAAGGAUCUAUCGUUUACGAUCCCCCCUCGGAAACAGAUUUCACGCAAAGUGUCACCGAGGAACUAUCAAAUUCUGUACCAUAUCAGGACCCCGACAAGAGCACCGCUUCUCGGAGAAAAUCAACAGCACCCACGAAAGCAACCAGGAGUAACACAAAGGCCAUGCAAGAAAUUGCCAGAUUGCAGUCUGUCGUUACUCCAGUGAUUCCAAAACUUCCAUUUGCCCGAUUAAUCCGAGAGGUUCUGAGUGAAUAUAGUCAUCAUAAUCUGCGCAUUACGGCCGAAAGUCUGAUGUGUCUGCAGGAAUCGGCCGAAACCUAUGUAGUACAACUGAUGGAGGACGCAUACCGGUGCACACUGCACCGGGAACGGAUCACGCUUAUGCCCAAGGAUAUACGACUAGCAGUUAUGUUACGCAAAGAUAGUAUUAUGUUAUAGGAGUUUGUUUGUGU